Messenger RNA from Acipenser ruthenus (sterlet), 712 nucleotides. Its product is annotated as cyclin-dependent kinases regulatory subunit 2. Gene Ontology annotation, cellular component: SCF ubiquitin ligase complex; cyclin-dependent protein kinase holoenzyme complex. Gene Ontology annotation, biological process: regulation of mitotic cell cycle. The transcript has 3 exons. The coding region runs from base 156 to 386 and encodes 76 amino acids. NCBI's taxonomy places the organism in Eukaryota, Metazoa, Chordata, Actinopteri, Acipenseriformes, Acipenseridae. Gene Ontology annotation, molecular function: histone binding; cyclin-dependent protein serine/threonine kinase activator activity; ubiquitin binding. The record is from RefSeq and is a predicted model, not a curated record.
CCUUGUUCAAGCUCUGUUCCACUUUACUUUUGAAACCGUGUCAGUUAGAAACACGGCAGAGGCAAACAGACAGAGAACAUUUUUAAAACAAUUUUUCUUUCACGCAUCGUUUCCAAACACGACGCGUUCCAAUUUAAAUCAGUCAUCCAUAAGACAUGGCUCAUAAACAAAUAUAUUAUUCUGAUAAGUAUGCCGACGAGCACUACGAAUACAGGCAUGUUAUGUUGCCAAAGGAACUUGCAAAACAAGUACCAAAAACUCAUCUAAUGUCAGAAGAAGAAUGGAGGCGAUUGGGUGUACAACAGAGUCUUGGAUGGAUUCACUACAUGAUGCACGAGCCAGAACCACACAUUCUUUUGUUCAGAAGACCUCUUCCAAAAAAUUGAGUGACGUUCUGGAAUCCUCAUUUCAAUCUUUUGGGACAUUGUAUAUAAUGUGGUAUUCAGUGAAUACUAGGGAGUGUACAAAUUAGUCAACCCCUGUGCAUGGGCUGUAUUCUUCACAGCAACAGAGCUCGGUUCAAUACAGAGGAGUAUGGCAAUGUAUUCUGUUUGUGUGUGAGGGGAAGAAACUAACCAUUAAAUACACAAAAUACCAGAUAUCAGAUUUGUGUUACCAUGUGUCUUCAAUGGCUUAUUUUGUAAAAUUUCUUUAAACAGCUUUAUAUAUAAAUAUGUUUUUGUUUUCAAUAAAAUUGUUGCAUAUACAUUCA